This is a messenger RNA of Ambispora leptoticha, 441 nucleotides long. NCBI's taxonomy places the organism in Eukaryota, Fungi, Glomeromycota, Glomeromycetes, Archaeosporales, Ambisporaceae. The record is from the annotation of a GenBank genome assembly.
AAUGAACCAGAAGAUUUAUUGAAACGAAUUGGACUCUUACAACACCAAAAAUCUAUCGAAUCUAAUAUAAUCGAAAAUUUACCUAAAUUCCAAAAAUUUAAAGGCAUAUUUGAAUUUAAUAAUAGAAAUUAUUCUGAACUAUAUUUUCGCUCCAAGAAAGAAGAAAAAAUCGCGGAAUUGGAAAAAGAUGUAAAGAAGGAGCAACAAGUCAAAUAUGACUCGCAUAAUCAACAAUUCGAUUUAUUUCAUCAAGAGGUUGAAGAAAAGGAUGAAGAGAUUAAUGGACUUCGCAAACAGAUUAAACAAUAUCAACAAAAACUCAUGGAAUUAGAAGAAUCAAAAUUUAAAGAACCUGAGAAAAAAUUCAAUGAUUACCUGUUAUUAAUAACUUACGAAUGUAAGCAUACAAUCAAAUGCGUCGGAAGAAAAAAUCCGUGGUAA